Lates calcarifer (barramundi perch) is the source of this 4714-nucleotide messenger RNA. It is a transcript of the gene sfxn3, whose product is annotated as sideroflexin 3. Lineage: Eukaryota; Metazoa; Chordata; Actinopteri; Centropomidae. The record is from RefSeq and is a predicted model, not a curated record. Gene Ontology annotation, biological process: monoatomic ion transport; serine import into mitochondrion. The transcript has 11 exons. Gene Ontology annotation, molecular function: monoatomic ion transmembrane transporter activity. Bases 116 to 1084 code for a protein of 322 amino acids. Gene Ontology annotation, cellular component: mitochondrial inner membrane.
UGUUUUACGAUAAUUUUAUGAGUACUAGAAGGCAGCAUACGUCUACCCGGUGGUACUGUGAUAUUGAGAGGUCAUACAUUUCCAAAAAACAAAGAAAACAAACCAGAAAGCCAGGAUGUCUGGAGAGCUGUCCCUCAACAUAAACAUCAAGGAACCACGAUGGGACCAGGGCACAUUCAUGGGGCGUGCCAAGCACUUUUUCAUGGUUACGGAUCCCAGGACUGUCCUGCUGUCCUCUGAGACUCUGGAGGAGGCCAAAGUGAUCGUGGAGAACUACAGAGCUGGGAUCGUGAAGCCUGGCCUGACGGAGGAUGAACUCUGGAGAGCCAAGUACAUCUACGACUCCGCCUUCCACCCUGACACAGGCGAGAAGAUGUUUGUGAUUGGGCGUAUGUCUGCUCAGGUUCCAAUGAACAUGUCCAUCACAGGCUGCAUGCUCACCUUCUACAGGACUACUCCCGCAGUUGUGUUCUGGCAGUGGGUUAACCAGUCCUUCAACGCUGUUGUCAAUUACACCAACCGCAGUGGAGAUGCCCCCAUCACCGUGAAUCAGCUCGGUGCAGCCUACGUCAGUGCUACUACUGGAGCUGUAGUCACUGCCUUGGGGCUCAAGUCUCUAGCUACGCGUCUCCCUCCAAUCGUCAGCCGGUUUGUCCCCUUUGCUGCUGUUGCUGCUGCUAACUGUAUCAACAUUCCCUUCAUGAGACAGAGGGAGUUGAAGUACGGUAUCCCUGUGACGGAUGAGAAUGGAAACAGGUUAGGAGAGUCUGCUAAUGCUGCCAAGCAGGCCAUCGUGCAGGUGGUGGUGUCAAGGAUCGGAAUGGCAGUACCAGCAAUGGCCAUUCCUCCUGUCAUAAUGAAUGCUCUGGAGAAGAGAGCGUUCAUGAAGCGGUUCCCAAUUCUAAAUGCUCCAGUCCAGGUGGGGCUCGUAGGUCUGUGCCUGGUGUUUGCAACUCCUCUGUGCUGCGCCCUGUUCCCACAGAAAAGCUCAAUGAGCAUCAGUGGGCUUGAAGCAGACCUGCAGGAGAGGAUACGACAGACCAGUCCCCACACCACCACCGUCUACUUCAACAAGGGCCUGUAGGACCAGCCUACACUUGCGCGCACACACACACACACACACACACACACAUGCAGACACUCACAUAUAUAUAUGCACAUGUCUGUUGUCUUGUGGGCACAAGUGGGAGAGCAAAACAAAAUUUAUUUAUGCAGUUUUUUUGUUGUUGUUGCGUGUACUGCUGCAUUUGUUUUUUGAACAUGACUACAUGAAGCUGCUCCAACUGUAACAGUGGAGGGUGACAAUUAUUUGACUGAUUUUAAAAAAGAGGAUUCACUGAAGGGAAAAACUAAACACUUUAGUAAGGAAUAUCAUCUACAGUUCUCUCUGUACAUAGAUGGUACUCCCUAGGAAAGACUCCUGAUUUUUUUUAUUUUAUGACUAUUGUGUUGUGGUGUGCUUUCUGUCUUCCUUUGGGCAAAACUGACUAUGGGGUGGUAGUCCAUGAAGUUACUGAUUUGUGUUUGACUCACCAAUAUCAUUCAGGUUCAUGCAAAUCCUCUGAAUCAUUUGUAACUCCAGUUUGAAGUGAAGGCUAGUGCUUGUAAGUUGUGUAUUGCUUCUGAAUGUAACAUAAUCUUUUUUGCCUUUCCAAUUCUUCCCUAGUCUUUGUCACAUUAUGCUGUUAUUAAAAGUAAUAUCUUAAUCUAUCACACACUGAGUAUAGUUCGUUACAAUUGUUAAACUGGAAAAACCAGUGCAUCGAUUAGCUCUAAAUAGUCCAAUCCACAGUGAAUAUGUUACUCUUUUGUUGUACACUGGUGCAGCUUCUUACUCUCUUGAACUCUCCUUGAAGUGUACUUAUGUCCCUUCAUAUUCUUAGACCAGGUAAUGAGGUGCUAGAUACAUUUGGCAAAGACAACAUGUAGGAAUUAUACUACAGAAGAUCACAGAGCACAGCAUACAUUAGUUAACACUGCUGAGUGUGAUCUUUGUCAGCAUGAAUAUGUACUGUUGCCAUGGCAGUGGCAACUUGUGUUUCAUGGCCUUUCAUCAUUUGAGAUCACUUUAUUAACUAGUGCAGUCACUAUCUUUAGUAGCACAUUGAUGAGUUAUUUGAUUGUUGUAAGUGAUGGUGCUUGUUUGGUGGUUGUGUUAGUUGGAAAGGAAUGUCCUUUGGUGAGUCUAUGUGUUGUUGCUAAGAGAAAAUGCUGUGGUCAGACAACAGUGUAUUGGUGUUGUCAUGUGAAAACUUUGUAACUCCAGUUUUUCUGGUUUUAAUGUCCACACUCAAACUGAAAGACUGCCCAAACGGAUUGAAAGAAUUCAAAACUGCUUGGCUGUCAAGCAAAGCGAGCUGUCUAAUUAAGUUGGAGACACAGGAUUUAACUGUCCAACAGAUAGCUAGCCUUCUGCAAAAAUUAUUUUUUGCACUCGAGCCAUUGAUGUUACAUUGUACCAAAUGAAAGUAGCUAAUGUUGUGUGACAGAGUCAAAAUGUUAAAAGCUUAUAUCCAGGUCACGGCAGUGGGUAAUUGUGUGCACAGUCCUUGUUGUUGGUUUGUUGAAGUGGAAGUUUGGCAGAGUUUGAGCUUCUCUGAUCAAAUUUAUUCACACUGUUGACCAAGCUUUCCAAACACACAACUGUCAUUGUGGUUAGAUAGUAAUGAUGGUGUACAUGAAGAAGUGUCAGUUGAAUUUUAUCCCAGCACUGUCUGAAUGAUGUAAGAAUAUGUAUAUUUUUUGGAUAUAUCUAUAAAUAUAGUAUAUAUAUAUAUAUAUAUAUGAUGUACAGUGUAUGGAGCACAUAUGCAUGUGGUAUUUUAGGGAUUCAAGGUGUGCCUCUGGUUGUGAAUCCACCAGAUGGCCCCAAAUAUGCAUCAUAAAAUAAAGUCAGCUGCUUGUGUUACAGGAAUACAGAGAGUAGUUUAUUGCAAAUAAACAAGUGUUCCUCUUGCUUUAGGGCUAAUGAGCUCUCAAAUCAGAUGAGUGAUCCUCUUGACAGACCCGACUCGUUACAGAGAAUACUCUAUGAUUCAGUGCUUGUGUGAGUUGAUGUUUCAUGUCCAAAAAAACCCUGUAACCCCAACAGUAAGAUUGUACAGGCCAUGCUGAUACUUUCAUUUUAAAAUGUAAACUGAUUGAGUGCUGCAUGACUACAGCAACCGCACAACUGCUGCAUUUUUAUGGAGGAACUUCUGUACAGACAGAAACACAAAAUGAUUGUUCUUAUGUGUGAUCCUGAAAUUCAAUGGUUUCAUUCCUGAUCAUUUUUGAAAAUUGUUCCCACUUGAAAUUCAGAUUCCUGUCCAUAAAGAGUGUCUCAAUAUGACUCAUAACUCCUGUAUGAGGAUAUCUUUGUACUAUUUAGAUUUAGAUGAAAGAUAUCUCAUUUCUGCUAUUGUACUCACUACUGAAUUUCAUAUUUUUAUAUACACAUUUAACCCCCGGAGCAAUAAUCAAACUCUUUCUGUUAUCUUCCAUGUAAACAGAUGGUAGUCCGCUGCAUCCCUCUGUAACACCAAAAUAUGACCACAUGCACUGCAGGACAGUGUUUCAGAGUUAGCAUCACUACUGUAUUACACUCUUUGUUAUAUACCAUGGCUAUAUAAUUUAGACGUUUCUUUCUGCUACAGUUCUGAUCAUAGUUAUUGUGUGUUGUGAUUGGGAAGUUUUCCUGCUGAGAGCAAAACUGCACUAUAUAACCAUAGCUGUGCUGCUGUAGGAACUAGUUUGAUUUGUGUUGCUAUUUAAAAGGAGCUUUUUAAAUGUAUAUUGAAGAUUGUAUUGUUUAUUGUGCUGGAUAACAUUGAAUGAAUCAUGUUAAUGCUAAUUUAUAAUUCAUUCAUUAUCUGGUUGCUUUCAUUGCUCAUAACCAAGUGACUCAGUUUCUGGUUUUUUUUCCCUUUGUGUUUUUCUGCUCUUUGAAUUAUGGCAUAGAUAUGUCAAGAACAAAACUGGACGGUUUUAGUGAGCGUCAAAACACAUCUGUAAACAUGUAUUUGAGCUUGUGACUGUAGUGCACCACCACAACAUGUUGCACCCAUAGAUCAAGCCAAAGAUGAGACGGGUAUGAACAGGAUUGAGGGGAAGAAGUGUGAGGUUUUUGUUUCAGCUUUAUCGUAUGGACCUUUUCCCAGGCUUUUCUCGUGCAAAAACGUGUUUUAGUUUUUUUUUACAGAGGAAAUCCUCAACCUUGUCAGUGCAACACCAAAUUUUUCAAGAAUGUCACAAAGCAUCAUUAUUAACACAAACUUAACAGACUGAGGAUAAAAAUAAAUUCCAAUUGGCAUUUUAGUUAAUGGUCAUAUUUUUAGCAUAGAUUUUUCUUAACAUCUCAAUAAAAUCUCUAAAUGUAGUUGACUUUAUUCCACAUUGCAGCAGUGAAUUUUGGCACGUUGGUUCAGCACCCACUAAUUUAAACUUUCUUUGUGUAUGCCAUUAAUAAAAGUGAAAUCUUUGCAUAUUGAAGGCACAAAUGUACAGACAAUCUGUGUUACUGUUACACUCAUGAAUGUUUUUGGUUAUUUCAUGUACAUACAAACUUACAUACAUGUAAUCUUGUCAGUAUUGGUGUAUUCUCCCUCUAUUUUGUAUUGUGUUGAAAUAUAUUUCCUUGGUGUGAAAUGUAUUUUACUCAGAGCAAUAGAAUAAAAUGUGUAACAUUAAUGUCUAAACUGCUUAAUGUGAUACUAUUAAACACUGUGUAUUAUAA